This is a messenger RNA of Alligator mississippiensis (American alligator), 2316 nucleotides long. RefSeq names its product Meis homeobox 2 (gene MEIS2). Gene Ontology annotation, biological process: brain development; positive regulation of transcription by RNA polymerase II; animal organ morphogenesis. Gene Ontology annotation, molecular function: RNA polymerase II cis-regulatory region sequence-specific DNA binding; DNA-binding transcription activator activity, RNA polymerase II-specific. Lineage: Eukaryota; Metazoa; Chordata; Crocodylia; Alligatoridae. The transcript has 14 exons. Bases 879 to 2186 code for a protein of 435 amino acids. The record is from RefSeq and is a predicted model, not a curated record.
CCUCUCCCCUCUCCCUCUAUGUGUCUCUGUUGUAGGACUGGCUAUGGCCACCACUACUUCCGGGUUCCGUCAUUUCAUUCUCCCGCCGAUCAGCGCUGCAAAACUGAGCCUCUUCUAUAAGCCAGCCAGCAGCCAACCUGCCAACACUUACUGACACUCACUCAUCUCAGAGAGGGAGAGAGAGAGAGAGAGAGAGAGAGAGAGGGAGAGGGAGAGGGAGACAAAAUAUCUACCAGGAAAAAAAAAGGGAGAGGGGGAAGUCCGGGUUUUGCAAACUAUUCAAUUUUUCUUCGCAUCUCCCCACCCCCCCCUUCCCAGUACUUAAAAAAACCCUAUAGCGAUCCUAAAAGGCAAAACCCAAGCGCGGAGUUACUGGAAGAAGAAACCCGGGUUAAAAAGAUUCCUCCUCUCUUCUUCAUCAUCAUCAACCAUCAUUCAUUCACUACCUUGACAUUCCCUGGCUUUGAUUGACAGCUGGAGUGGCAAAAAGCCAUGAGACACGACAGUUUGGUUACAUGUGGGUUGCUGACGGGCCGAUCGUAACCUUCAGUUUGGGGGCUUGACAAUUUUUUUUUUUUUUUUUUUUUGCGUAGAGAAAGAAAAAAGGAAAAAGAGAGAGAGAAAGAGGAAAAAAGGAAAGAGAGAAAGAGAGAAAAAAAGAAGAAAAACACAGAAACUCAUCGUGGCUCUUGACUGAUUUUUUUUAUUAUUAUUAUUAUUAUUUACCUAUACUGGAGAAUAGGAGAAGUCUCUAAGUGGGUUUCAAAAAAAAAAAAAAAAAAAAAAAGAAGGAAUCUUCUUCACUCUAAAUCACUUUCUUUGCUGGACUGGGAUAUUAAAUAUACGACACAUCCAGGAGUUUAUUGGAGCGCAGACUGAUGGCGCAAAGGUACGAUGAGCUGCCCCAUUACGGCGGGAUGGACGGAGUAGGGGUGCCAGCUUCCAUGUACGGAGACCCUCACGCCCCCCGGCCGAUCCCCCCAGUUCACCACCUGAACCACGGGCCGCCGCUACACGCCAGCCAGCACUAUGGAGCCCACGCCCCGCACCCCAAUGUCAUGCCGGCCAGCAUGGGAUCCGCUGUCAACGACGCCUUGAAGCGGGACAAGGAUGCGAUCUACGGGCACCCGUUGUUCCCCCUGUUAGCUCUGGUCUUUGAGAAGUGCGAGCUGGCGACCUGCACUCCCCGGGAGCCUGGUGUGGCCGGCGGGGAUGUUUGCUCCUCGGACUCCUUCAACGAGGACAUCGCCGUGUUCGCCAAACAGGUCCGCGCUGAAAAGCCACUUUUUUCUUCAAACCCCGAGUUGGACAAUUUGAUGAUCCAAGCAAUACAAGUCCUACGGUUUCAUCUUUUGGAGUUAGAAAAGGUCCACGAGUUGUGCGACAACUUCUGCCAUCGGUACAUUAGUUGUUUGAAAGGAAAAAUGCCAAUAGAUCUAGUUAUUGACGAAAGGGAUGGCAGCUCCAAGUCUGACCACGAAGAGCUCUCAGGAUCUUCCACAAAUUUAGCCGACCAUAACCCUUCAUCUUGGCGAGACCACGAUGAUGCAACCUCAACGCACUCAGCAGGCACACCGGGGCCCUCCAGUGGGGGCCAUGCUUCCCAGAGUGGAGACAACAGCAGUGAGCAAGACUGCCAGCCAAAUGAACACUUUAGGAGGAGGUGCAAAUAUAUGUCUGCAGCACCCAGAGAGUUAAUCCACCCCAUUGUGCAUAAGUGUUGGAGCUCUUAUGGAGAUGGUUUAGACAACAGUGUAGCCUCACCUGGUACAGGGGAUGAUGACGACCCAGACAAGGACAAAAAACGUCAGAAGAAAAGAGGCAUUUUCCCCAAAGUAGCAACAAAUAUCAUGAGAGCAUGGCUUUUCCAGCAUCUCACACAUCCAUAUCCUUCAGAGGAGCAGAAGAAACAGUUAGCCCAAGACACAGGACUCACAAUUCUACAAGUAAACAACUGGUUUAUUAAUGCCAGAAGAAGAAUAGUACAGCCUAUGAUUGACCAGUCAAAUCGAGCAGGUUUUCUUCUUGAUCCUUCAGUGAGCCAAGGAGCAGCAUAUAGUCCAGAGGGUCAGCCAAUGGGAAGCUUUGUAUUGGAUGGUCAGCAACACAUGGGAAUCCGGCCCGCAGGACCUAUGAGUGGAAUGGGCAUGAAUAUGGGCAUGGAUGGGCAAUGGCACUACAUGUAACCUUCAUCUUGUAAACCAAUCGCAAAGCAAGGGGGAAGUUUGCAAGGCAUGCCAGGGGACUACGUAUCUCAGGGUGGUCCUAUGGGUAUGAGUAUGGCACAGCCAAGUUACACUCCUCCCCAGAUGACCC